This is a messenger RNA of Pocillopora damicornis (cauliflower coral), 874 nucleotides long. Its product is annotated as histone H2B.1. Lineage: Eukaryota; Metazoa; Cnidaria; Anthozoa; Scleractinia; Pocilloporidae. The record is from RefSeq and is a predicted model, not a curated record. Gene Ontology annotation, molecular function: protein heterodimerization activity; structural constituent of chromatin; DNA binding. Gene Ontology annotation, cellular component: nucleosome.
UAAUCAACAUGUCUGGUCGAGGUAAAGGCGGUAAAGGUCUAGGAAAAGGGGGCGCCAAACGUCACCGAAAGAUUCUUCGCGAUAACAUCCAAGGUAUUACCAAACCAGCCAUCCGUCGUCUUGCCCGCCGUGGCGGUGUCAAGCGAAUUUCUGGCCUGAUCUACGAGGAGACUCGUGGCGUUCUAAAAGUUUUCCUCGAGAAUGUGAUCCGUGAUGCUGUGACAUACACAGAGCACGCCAAGAGAAAGACUGUCACAGCCAUGGAUGUUGUGUACGCUCUGAAGAGACAAGGCCGCACUCUCAAGAUGCCAGCUAAAGUUGCAGGAAAGAAGGGCGAGAAGAAAGCCGGAAAGGCGAAGGCUAUUGUUGAUGGAAAGAAGAAGAGGAGAGGAAAGAGAAGGGAAAGCUAUGCCAUCUACAUCUACAAAGUGUUGAAGCAAGUUCACCCUGACACUGGUAUCUCCAGCAAAGCCAUGGGCAUCAUGAACUCGUUCGUUAACGACAUCUUCGAGCGCAUCGCCACCGAAGCAUCCCGUCUCGCCCACUACAACAAGAAAUCAACCAUCAGCUCUCGCGAGAUCCAGACCGCCAUUAGGCUGCUUCUGCCCGGCGAACUGGCUAAACACGCCGUAAGUGAAGGAACCAAGGCUGUGACCAAGUACACCAGCAGCAAGUAAACUCACUCUGUGGGUUUCCCGCCUAAAACAAACGGCUCCUUUAGGAGCCACCAAAUGUCAUGAAAGUCGAUGCAAUAUGAGCCUGAAUGAAAAUUUUUCUCUUAAAUUUCAUUUCUGUCGAUUGCGAUGUUCCCGUAACCUAGAAAAAAGAGUUUUAUGUAUGUUCUGUUUAAAACUGACAGUCUUAUUGAGACGAA